AUGGCAAAGAAGAGCAAAGGAGUGAAGAAAAGUGGUAAGAAUAGAAGCUCGAGGAAAAUAAUCGAUGCUUAUCAAAUUGCUGAGAAACAAGAGAGAAAGAACCACCCUCGUGACUUUGAUGACGAUGAAUCAGAUAAUGAUGUUCCAUUUGAAGAAGGUAUAUUAGAUGCAAGAAAGUUUUUAAACGAUGGACAACAAGAUGAGGAUUUACUCGAUGAAGAGAUUGAUUCUGAUGAAGCGUUGGCAAGUGAUGAUGAUUAUGAUGUUUUGAAUAGUAAAUUUUCACAAACGAUACGAGACAAGACAAAGAGAAGGAAGUUAGGACAAGACAGUGAUAGUGAGAGCGAGAUUGAUGUUGAUGAUGAAGAUGCGUAUGAUAGUAUUGAUGAGGGUCAGUUGGUUACUUUGUCAGAAGCCUGGGAUAUGGAUGAUCGUGAUUUUGCUCAAGUAAAAGGAAGUAAGGAGUCGAAUGAAUUAGUGCUUAAUGAUGAGUGGGAGUCCGAGAGCUCGUCCAGUGGAGAUGACGAAAGUGGCGAUGAUGAGGAUGAUGAAGCUGCUGACGAAGUGGAGGAAGAUUGGGGAGAUACCACUAAAGCAUCCACCUCCGAUCUGGAGUCUGAAUCAGAAGAGGAUGAAUCAGAUAGCGAGGAUGUGUUUGCCCAUGAAUCAGACGACGAGGAUGAUGAAGUUGAUCUUGUCAAGACUACGGGAAUGUUGAAAAAGGAACUAGAAUCAUCGAAGCCCAAAGAGCGUAAAAAGUUUGUUGCUGAAACUCGAACUGAAAACGAAUUUAGUGUUCCAUCAAAUGGUCAAAAGUUGUCACUAAGUGAUAUGAUGAAGGAUGUCAGUGGUGUUGAUAAUAUACUUAUUGAUCAAGAUGCUAAAGCAGUAGUUACACCAUUACCUAAACGUAUUCAACAAAGGAAUGAUCGUGGAGCUGCUUAUGAAUUAGCUAAAAAGGAAGUAAGUAAAUGGAGUGAUACAGUGCAACAAAAUAGACAAGCUGAAGUAUUGAAGUUCCCUAUGCAACAACCAGAUCAAAUUAACGAUUCAGCAUUGACAUUCAGAGCAGAUAACCAUACUCCAACAACGAAUCUUGAAAAGAAAGUUAAUGAUUUGCUUACGCAAUCAGCUUUGGUUGAUGAUAAAAAGGAAGCUACAUUUGAAGAAAUUGCUAUGGCUAAAAUGUCACCUGAAGAAAUGCGUAAACGUACCAACGAAUUGAGACUUAUGAGAGAGUUGAUGUUUAGGGAUGAACGUAGAGCCAAGAGGUUAAAAAAGAUCAAGUCAAAACAAUACCACAAGAUUAAAAAGAGAGAAAGGUUGAGAAAUCAAGAGUUGGGUGAUGAGGCAGAAGAUAUUGAUGGUGAAGAAGAAGAUCAUGACAUGGAAAGGGCUAAAGAGAGAAUGAGCUUGAAACACAAGACUCAACUGAAGUGGGCUCAAUCGAUGAUCAAAAGUGGAUUGUCAAAAGAUGUAUCCAAUAGAGAGGAGCUAGAGGAGAUGUUGAGACAAGGUGAACGAUUAAGGGAGAAACAAUUGGGAAGAAAAGGGGGCGAAGACGACGAUGAUGAAGGUUUCUACAGUGAUGACAAUUUAGAUCGUCUUGAACGUGAAUAUGCUAAAGACGGCGAAGAUAUAAAUAGGAGCAAGAUUGGUAAGGGGGUAAUGGCGAUGGAUUUUAUGAAAAAUGCCGAAAAGAGGAAAAAAGAAGAAAACUUGAAACAAAUUGAACACUUGAGACGAUUGGAAAAUGGUGAAGACACUGGUAUCGACUUGUUUGAGGAGGAUAAUGGAUUGGUCAAUGUCAAGAAGAAUACCGGUAGACGAGUAUACAAUGCGGCAGCAAUUGAUGAUACGGAUUUAAAUGAAGAAAUAAGGAACGAAGUUGUAGAUGAUAAUGCAAAAUCACUAGAUGCCAAGAUUAACAAAGUACAGGUUAUUGAGAAGGAAGCUAAAGAUGAUGGAAAAGAUAAAGCUAAAGUUGAAAAGAUCCAAGUCGAUGAAUCCAAUCCUUGGCUUGCUUCUUCCACAUCCACAUCCACAUCGUAUAAUGACACCCGACAAAAAUCAAGUAAAAUUACCACCGUGAUUGAUGAAAACUCAUCCAAACUUGCUAAGGCAGCCGCCAAAAUAGCCAAGCGUAAACAAAAGCAUCAUAAUGAUACCGAAUCGCUCAUUGAUGUUAACAAUACACUAGCCAUUUCUGAAGUUCAGAAAGGUGAAGAUGAUUCAGAUGAAGGAGAAGAUAUUGAUACUGAUUCAGUACCUACAAUGUUCAAACAAAAAGAAUUAAUUAAAGAGGCAUUUAUUGGCGAUGAUGUAACUAGUGAAUUCCAACAGGAAAAGAAACGUAUGAUUGAAGAUGAAGAUGAUAAAGAGGAAGAUGCAACAUUACCAGGGUGGGGUGAUUGGACUGGAGGAUCUACUAAGGGGAACAAGAAUAAGAAGAGAAAAUUUAUUCGUAAGAUCGAUGGAGUUACUCAACGUGAUAAACGUAAAGAUAAGAAUUUGUCAAACGUCAUUAUAAAUGAAAAGCUAAACAAGAAAAUCCUCAAAUACCAAUCACUGGAUGUACCAUAUCCUUUUGAAACUAGAGAACAAUAUGAACGUUCAUUACGAAUGCCAUUGGGACAAGAAUGGACCAGUCGAGAAACUCAUCAGAAAUUAACCAUGCCUAGGGUCAUUACUAAACAAGGUGUUGUUAUAGAUCCAUUAAAAGCUCCAUUCAAGUAA
Molecule: messenger RNA, 2736 nt
Organism: Lodderomyces orthopsilosis Co 90-125
Lineage: Eukaryota; Fungi; Ascomycota; Pichiomycetes; Serinales; Debaryomycetaceae
Exons: 1
Coding region: 1-2736 (911 amino acids)
Biological process (GO): rRNA processing
Cellular component (GO): small-subunit processome; nucleolus
Source: RefSeq, a predicted model, not a curated record